Xiphophorus couchianus (Monterrey platyfish) is the source of this 3906-nucleotide messenger RNA. Its product is annotated as zinc finger protein OZF-like. The transcript has 3 exons. Bases 1738 to 3162 code for a protein of 474 amino acids. The record is from RefSeq and is a predicted model, not a curated record. Lineage: Eukaryota; Metazoa; Chordata; Actinopteri; Cyprinodontiformes; Poeciliidae. Gene Ontology annotation, molecular function: DNA-binding transcription factor activity; RNA polymerase II cis-regulatory region sequence-specific DNA binding. Gene Ontology annotation, biological process: regulation of transcription by RNA polymerase II.
CUCCCAGAUAAAGUGCGUUACAGUAAUCCAAUCGAGUUGAAAUAAAAGCAUGGAUCACUGUUUCAAAAUGCUGCCUGGAAAGAAAAGAUUUCACUGACGCCAAUCGCCUUAAAUGAUGAAAGCUGGACUUAACCACGGCUCUGAUUUGGCUGUCCAAUUUAAAAUCACUGUCCACCUUAAAACCAAGAUCUGUAAUAACAGGUUUAAAAUAAACCUCCAUGGGUCCCAGGUCAACAGAGGAGGACUCACAGGAGCCACUGGGUCCAAACACCAUCACCUCUGUUUUGUUUUCAUUAAAAUUUAAAAUGUAGAAAGUCCCAACUUCUCUACUAGAUUCUCUAACGUCUUGACAGCACGGUGGUACUCGGAGAAAUUUAGCAUUCAUUGGUACUUGUUAUUAAACUCUGAAGAAUUCUUCCAUCCAUCCAUUUUCUUACACCCUUGACCUUAGCGGGGUCAGCAGGGGUGCUGGUGCCUAUCUCCAGCGAGACAUUUCGGGCGAGAGGCGGGGUCACCCUGGACAGGUCGCCAGUCCGUUGCAGCUUAAGAUUUCUUGUUCUAGAAGAAUAAUUUCUUGGGACUGAAGGUGGUAAUCGUUUUGACCUUUUUAUAACCUUUGACAGGGAGAGAACGCCUAUGUGCGAACUUCAAUGACAAACUAAAAUAUUAUCCUUGUUUUCCCAGAUGAUUCUGGAGCCUGAUCUAAACAUUAGGCCAGGUCAGAGGUCACCAACUGUCCAACCUCUGUUCGCAAACUUUAUUACCGCGCUAAUACCCUUCUCCAUUUCCUGUCCAAACAGUGAAAUGAAUAAAAGGAAAGUUGGUUAAACUAAGAUUAUGGAGUCUUGCUGCAUUCCGUUUACCUCUAAAGUGGGAGAGCAUGAACAGCAUGACGCCAAAGCCCAGUUUCAGGUGACGGUCCGUUUUUCAGAUAUAGAUAUUUUUGCAGCCUCUUGAGUGUCAGUGGUUUAAUAAGAUUAAAAACUGAUAGAAGUUGUCUAGUCAGGAGAAUUUCAACAUAUAUCAUGCAUGGCAGCCAUAUUGGAUAUGGACAUGGACAAAAUGGGACUUUCCCAGGCAGACAUCAGGAUUCAGGGUGGACUCUCGUUGUUUUCCUGACUGGGAUAUCUUAAAUCUUAACUAUGCAAAACUUUUAGCUGGCUGGAAUUUGUUUAGCAUUCCAAGCUCUUGAUUGACCUUUUUUUUUUUCUUUUUCUUUUUUUGAUUUUGCUAUUUGUUCAUCGAAACUGAUCAUACAAGUUAACUUCGAGUCAGAGCUCAAAUCGGAGCGAGUUAUAGUUUAUUUCUGACAUAUUUAGAGCGGCCGGGCAAAGUGCUGCGCAAAGUACAACGACAAGAAUAGUAAAAUAUAAACUUCAAUAAACCAAUGAAAAACAAAUAAAACAUAGCUAGACAAGAUCAAAGGUUGUGCAGAAACAGGAAAAAUAACUUCAACUUGAACUAAAAGCCAAAGGACGGUGGGGUUUAAAUGAUCGCCAGUCUGUGCAGGUUGUUCUAUUAACUCGAGCUCCAGAUCGAACUCCGCACCUUUACCACCAGGUGGCGGUAAAGCGCUGUUCCCUCACUUGUGCGGGAUCACAAGUAAGGGAACUGUUAAAAACAACAGAAGAAGAAGCAGCAUCUUCUGAAUUGUUGUUUGGGUGGGAGACGGUGUUUCGUGAGAGGCCUUUUCGUGUUAUUUCCUCCCGCUCGUAUAUCCCAGGUUGUGUAGUAACAAUGUCUUCAUGUCAGGAUCUCAGAGAGUUCAUCAGAGACAGGCUGGCUGCUGCUGCGGAGGAAAUCUUCUCAGAGUUUGAAAAGCACAUCAUCCGGCAUCAGGAAGAGGUCAGGCGGUUCAAUGCCUACUGGAAACCGCAGUUGAAGCUGCACAGAUUAAGCCUCCCGCAGCAACAUGUCAGCGUGGCGGAGGAGGUUUCUGCCGGGCAGCUGGCCAGUGACGGGGGCACGAGCUGCAGCCGGGGCCCCGAGGAACCACGGGUGAAACACGAAGAGGAGGACUGCUGCAGCACCCAGGAGGAAGAGGAAGCAGAGCAGAAGGAGGAGACACAUAGACACACACUGCAUGCUUGUCAUGAGGAAGUCUUCCCACGGCAACGGCUCUGCGUGGAGGAGAACGCUCCCACUGACCAGCUGCUCCCUGGCCAGGACAGGACCUGCACUGGAGCCAAGGAGGAGCCAGAACCUCCACAAAUCAAAGAUGAACAGGAGGAACGGAAGCUGGAAGCGCAGGAGGAGACAAACGGAUUCUUACCGACUCCUAGUUGUGAGGAAGGCAAGAACUCUGUGUCAGAACGAUGCGCCGGUCUUCUUCGAACCAGCGUAGGCGACCGGAUCCAGCCUCUCGCCGUGUUUGCGCCUAAGGAGGAAUCUUGCGAAGGUGAAUGUGCAGACGAUAUAAACACAGACCUCCCUCUGGUGUCGGGCUCUACGGUUGAGGCGGCCACGCAGUCUUUUCAGUGUGGCUUUUGUGAGAAAACCUUUCAGUUUAGAUCCAGACUGAUCCGACACGUGGGCAUCCACAUGCGCAAAAGCAAGUUGAGGUGCGGCGUUGGCAAGAAGUCGUUCAGCCAGAACUGCCAGCUGGUCCACCACAAGAAAACCAAAGGCUCCGGCGGAAAACCGCUCGGUGCACAGGCCGGCUUAUCAACUCGUGCCGAGACUGAGCGAAUCCUCUGCAACACGUGUGGGAAAGGCUUCAGCAACCCCUCCAUCAUGAAGAGACACGCAAGAGUCCACACGGGAGAGAAGCCGUUUGCCUGCGGCGCGUGCGGGAAGUCCUUCAGUCGAAGGGACCACCUGCUGUCCCACACGAAAUCCCAUUCGGGCAAACCGCGAGACCCGCCGCAGCCCGCCAUGAAGCGGAGGGCCGUCCGCGCGGCCAAGAAGCUCUAUUCCUGCCAAACAUGCGGGAAACACUUCACGCGACACCGCUGCUUCUUGCACCACACCAAGAGUGACUGUCCGCUCGUCUGCAAGACCUGCGGGAAACAGUUCAGUCACUUGUCGCGACUGAAGCGACACGAGUUGAUCCACUCGGGCGUGAAGCCGUUUCCCUGCAGCAUCUGCGGGAAAGGCCUGAGUAGAAGGGACCACUUGGUGAGCCACAUGAAAGUCCACGCCAAGAGCAACCCUUUUGUUUGACGUAGCCAAAUGUUGAUAGAAACGCAGCAGCUAAGGGCUGAAAAGGCUUUUAGUUGGAUUGUGGUAAUUUGAGCGUCCGCAUGAGAAUCAACACUGGUGAGAUGCUUCCUUGUCACAGAGAUUGAGAAGAGUAAGUCAAUUCUAGUCCAGCACGGUGGACCACACUAACUUCAAAUAUAACAGCAAAUAUACCUUAAAAUGCACAGUGGAAACUGGGGGUGCACCGACUGCAGUUUUCUGGACUAACCAGUUACAGUCCAUCAUUUAAAAAGCCUGACCUACCCAUUCCAAUAUUGGCCAAUACCAAUUUGUUUUUGUCUGUAAAUGUCACAUCGGUGCACCCCUAGCGGAAAUGAGUUUAUUUCCAUCAGAGAAGCUAACUUCUACAGCCGUUCUUAUCUCUGCUCUUCGCUGCCAAUCAGCGUCUUGUUCUUGAAUUCAGCUGCUGGGAUUGGCUGCUUUGCUAGCUGCAGCCAAUAACGUGUUCAAGUAGCCUUAAUGAAAGAAAUGUUCAUAAAUAAUUUAGUUCAACAGAAACAUGUUUUAAUUUGUGUAGUCCACAGCUGUUUCAUCAACAUAGCUUUUUUUUUCCUUCUUUCUCAAAUCAACUUUGUUUUUCUCCCUUAAUUUAAGAUGUUUUGGUUCAAUUCUGUCUGUUUUCUGUAUUCUUGUACUUAAGCAAGAAAUACUCCGUCGUACGAAUAGCAGCAGAAAUGAUUGAAAUAAGACCCAUUUUGAAAUGUU